CGGCGACCAUUCUGAGGCAGUCGCCGGCCUGGGGACGGGGCGGCGGCGGGGGCGAACUACCGGGCGCGCCGGGCGAACCAGAGAAUUACUGGGCCACCGCAUCGGUGAGCCGGUGGGCGCUCAAAACAGGUCCGCAUGGCGCGUCGCCCGAGUCAGUGCGCUGGUCAACAAGGCUGCGAGACCGUUUUCGAGCGAACAAAGGGAUGCACGAUCGCGGGCCAGACUUCGGGUCCAGGGCUGUGCAGACCGCAUGGGACGGCGGGAGAACAAGGGCGAAAAUUGCGCGCGCACCGCCAGGGCAAAUGAUAAUGGAUAAGGAGGCCAUUGUCCUCGCACGGGGCACGUUGGUUGGAAAAAACAAUACGGCCUCGACGAGCUCGAAACUUGGCGUGGAUGGAAGCCGCACCGAGGAUGACAAGCGUGGGGAGGACAAGAAGGCCGGGGGCAACGUCCGUGGUAAUAAUCAGACCCCGCGCAUGCAGCAACAAGCGCGCGUCGGCGUCCGUGUGCGGGGUAGACGACCUUGGGGGAGCGCCGUCAUAGCGCGCCGUGGCCGGUGGGGCAGGAAGCGAGGAAACGAAGUCCUAUCUGCUCGUAAGCGAGACGGCCACAAAGAAGACGUUUUAGCGUCAAGCCUGUGAGCAAGAGGACACGCUGCAGCCUACACGGCGUGCUAAGAGUGCGUAGAAAGACAAGAACGUACGACGACGAACGAUUUCCGGAACGAGCGCGAAAACGAGGACAUGUGGAAUAUUCAGUAAAGACCUCGGGGACGGAUCGCCACCACAAAGAAAUAUGCAAGUUGCGCUCGAGGACACUAGACAUGGCGUGCUUGUCGCUAGACUCUUCGAAAGUCCCGAAUGUCGGGCUUACGUUGAUGAAUCUCGACAAGUAUAUGUGGAAGAUGCCCUUGUACAGGGGCUUCCGGCCGAUGGAAGGAACUGAAGAAGGAGGGUAAAU
Messenger RNA from Schizophyllum commune H4-8, 960 nucleotides. RefSeq lists its product as uncharacterized. NCBI's taxonomy places the organism in Eukaryota, Fungi, Basidiomycota, Agaricomycetes, Agaricales, Schizophyllaceae. The transcript has a single exon. The record is from RefSeq and is a predicted model, not a curated record. The coding region runs from base 204 to 641 and encodes 145 amino acids.